GAAGAAACGUUCCGAUCUCCAUCGCAAAGAAUCAGAACGGACAGAAAAUGCCGUAGAGAUCAUGAAAACAAGUGGUUUAAUAACACAUUUUGUUUACAAAUUUAAACAGAAACGUGCUAAAAUUAUUUUUAUAAACACUAACAUCAUGGCUAGAGGGCUUAUUGACUGUCACUGUCACUUGUCAGCAAAUGAGUUUACACAGGAUAUAGAUGACGUCCUUUUGAGAGCUAAAAGAGCUGGAGUGAAAGCUCUUGUAGCAGUUACAGAGGGAGCCAGUGAGUUUGAGAAAGUUAUUCUGCUGUCAAAAACCUAUCCUGGCUUUGUGUUCCCUUGUUUUGGCAUUCAUCCCCUUCAAGGAUCAGGGCAAGACUUGCAUAGUGUCAAUAUUCAGGACCUGGAGCCAUUCCUUCCUUUGUUCCAGAAGUACAGGGCUGAUAUUGUUGCAGUCGGUGAGAUUGGUCUUGAUUUUACCCCCUGGUUUGCAAAUACUACUCAAGAGCGUGAUGAGCAGAUAAAAGUCUUUAUAAAACAACUUGAAAUAUCUAAAGAACUGGAUUUGCCAGUGAAUGUACAUUCCCGCUCAGCAGCCAAGGUUACCAUAGACACGAUGAAAGAACUAGGGAUUAGACAAGCAUUAUUGCAUAAUUUUGCCGGCAAGCCAUCAGUUGCUAUGGAAGGGGUUCAGGCUGGAUUCUGCUUCUCCUUUCCGCCUGCUGUCAGCAAAACCGAGCAGAGAGCAAAAUUAAUCAGACAGAUUCCACUGGAACACAUUUGCCUCGAGACAGAUUCUCCAGCCUUGGGGAUUGAAAAACAUGUUAGAAAUGAGCCCGGAAACAUAAUGAUCUGCUGUGAAUACAUUGCGAAGGUUAAGGGAAUAUCUUCAGACGCAGUUAUGGAGGUCACAACACAAAAUGCCCUUCGGUUGUUUUCUAAGUUAAAAAGCUAGAAUUUUUUUUUUCUUAUAUCAUUUCAUUUUGUUAAUAAAGUGCUCACUCAGAGAAAACAAA
This is a messenger RNA of Carassius carassius (crucian carp), 1007 nucleotides long. It is a transcript of the gene tatdn3, whose product is annotated as TatD DNase domain containing 3. The record is from RefSeq and is a predicted model, not a curated record. The transcript has 10 exons. Lineage: Eukaryota; Metazoa; Chordata; Actinopteri; Cypriniformes; Cyprinidae. Bases 62 to 946 code for a protein of 294 amino acids. Gene Ontology annotation, molecular function: hydrolase activity, acting on ester bonds.